CGCCCCCCACCACACGCACACACACACACACCCCACCCCCCGCAAGCCGUGCCCAAAUGCCGAGGAAUGGACACCGAGUCUGGCAAAGAGGGGAACAUGGUGGAGAGUGACGAGGUGCCGGAGAGGGCGAGUGGCCGCGACGAGGCGAUGGCCGCGCUACAGCAGUGCGAGCUCAUCCAGGACAUGAUCGAGAUCUCCAUCUCCAGCUUGCAGGGGCUCCGGACCAAGUGCGCCGCGUCCAACGACCUUACCCAGCAAGAAAUACGCACUUUGGAGGUAAAGCUGGUGAAGUACAUUUGCAAGCAACUGCUGUGCAAGCAAAAAGUGCCUGCGAGUGAAAGGUCCCAAGCUCUGGACAGCUACCCACGGCUCAGGGACUGGCUGAGAACCAUCAACCUGCGUUCUGAAGUCAUACAGGCAGUGCCGGUCAAGCUCUCCCUGGAUGCCUUGCUGCAGAUGUCAAGCUCUCAGGUUCGGGAGACCAUGAAGAGACUAGGCUCCAGCUCAGAGGAGUGCUCCCGUCUCAGUGCUGCCCUCUCCUGUCUGAAGAGAGCCAGCGAGUCAGGUGGCGAGCUGAAGGAGGACCUUGGGCCCUGGAUUUCGGAGCCCACGAGGAGAGACAGUAGUACGACUCCUCCCACAGAGCAGCUGCCCUGCCCUGGGGGGCACCUGCGUCCCCACAGCCCCUCGCCACUGGCUCGGCCCCCGUGCACAGCGCCCGGCCCCGGGGCCCAGCCCCGCUCCAUCUCGGCAUCAGCCGUGCCCUCCUCAGACUGCCUGGCUCACCCCCUCUUCGCCGACGGCCUGGGCGACCCCUUCCCGCCCUCCCCGCGGCCCGGGCGCUCGGGCCUCGCCAGCACGCCGCCCGUCACGCCGCCCUCCAAGAGGAAGAGCAGGCUGAAGCCCCCCCGCACGCCGCCCCCGCCCUCGCGCAAGGUGCUGCACCUGCUGCCCACCAUCACCACCCUCACCCGCAGCAAGUCCCACGAGUCGCAGCUGGGCAACCGCAUCGAUGACGCGCCCACCAGCAAAACCCCGAUGUCCUCCCGUAGCCCAAAGACCUACUGGUGUGGGAAGAAGAGCAAGCUGUUCCUCAACGUGCACAUGAACGGCAGCGGGAACAGUUCUGAGGACUCCCCCUCCCGGUCGCCCCUGAUCUCCGCGAGGACCCCCGGCGCCUCCCCCGCUGCCUUCGGCCUGCCGGGCACCCCCACGCUUCUCGAAGAGCACAUCAUCAAGAAUAAUGUAGCUGUCCAUCGAGGGUCUCCGCAGGCUGUCAGAAGGGAUAUUGGUUUAGCCAUCACGCACAGGUUCUCCACAAAGUCGUGGCUGUCGCAGACGUGCCAGGUGUGCCAGAGGAACAUGAUGUUCGGCGUUAAGUGCAAACACUGCAAGUUGAAGUGCCAUAACAAAUGUACGAAAGAAGCCCCUUCCUGCCGAAUAUCGUUUCUCCCAAUCGCAAAGAUCCGCAGGACGGAGUCGGUGCCAUCGGACAUCAACAACCCCGUGGACCGGCCGGCGGAGGCGCCGCAGUUCGGCACCCUCCCGAAGGCCAUAACCAAAAAGGAUCACGCGCCGGUGCUGAACCAGCUCGACUCCAGCAGCAACCCCUCCUCCACCACCUCUUCCACUCCUUCCUCCCCGGCCCCCUUCCAGCAGAGCAACCCCCCCAGCGCCACGCCGCCCCCCAACCCCUCGCCCAAGGGGCCCCGCGACAGCCGCUUCAACUUCCCCGCUGCCUGCUACUUUCAGCAUAGACAGCAGUUUAUCUUCCCUGAUGUGCCCAGUUCACCACAACCAGUGAUCCUACACCCUGAAGGGAUACAAGACAAUGUUGAGAUGGAUCCCACAGCAAAAGAGGAUAGCGAGUCUCAGAGGUCCGGAGAGCAGGAUGCAGGGGAAAACAAGGAGGCCGAGGAGGAGGAGGGGGAGGAAGAGGAGGAGGAGGAGGAAGGGGAGGGGGACGAAGAGGGAGGGGGGAAGGGAGGCUCGGAUGGCGAGUACGAGGCCGACGAACUGGAUGACCUGCCCAGCCAGUGGAGCCACUGGAAGGGCCCCAUCUCCCGCAAGGCCAGCCAGACCAGCGUGUACCUGCAGGAGUGGGACAUCCCGUACGAGCAGCUGGAGCUGGGCGAGCUCAUCGGCAAGGGCCGCUGGGGGAAAGUGCACAAGGGCCGCUGGCACGGGGAGGUGGCCGUGCGCCUGCUGGAGAUCGACGGCAACAACCAGGACCACCUCAAGCUCUUCAAGAAGGAGGUGAUGAACUACAGGCAGACGCGGCACGAGAACGUGGUGCUGUUCAUGGGCGCCUGCAUGAACCCGCCCCACCUGGCCAUCAUCACCAGCUUCUGUAAAGGACGGACGCUGUACUCUGUUGUGAGAGAUGCCAAAAACACACUGGACAUCAACAAGACAAGGCAGAUUGCUCAGGAAAUUGUAAAGGGAAUGGGCUACCUUCAUGCAAAAGGCAUUGUGCACAAGGACUUGAAGUCCAAGAACGUCUUUUAUGACUCGAACAAAGUGGUCAUCACAGAUUUCGGACUUUUCGGAAUGUCUGGAGUUGUCCAGGAAGGGAGGAGGGAGAAUGAGCUGAAGGUGCCUCAUGGCUGGAUCUGCUACCUGGCUCCCGAGAUCGUGCGCAGGAUGUCCCCCGGAGGGGACGAGGACCGCUUGCCCUUCUCCAACGCGGCCGAUGUCUACGCUUUCGGCACUAUCUGGUACGAGCUGCAGGCUCGGGACUGGCCCAUCAAGAGCCAGCCCGUGGAGGCCACCAUCUGGCAGGUGGGCAGCGGAGAAGGAAUCAGGAAGGUCUUAUCGGAAAUCAGCCUCGGAAAGGAAGUCACGGAGAUCCUAUCGGCCUGCUGGUCCUAUGAGCUGAGAGAACGCCCCACCUUCACGCUGCUCGCAGACAUGCUUGAAAAACUGCCAAAACUCAACAGAAGACUGUCCCACCCGGGGCACUUCUGGAAAUCUGCAGAGUAUGUAUCCUAGAGAGCCGUGUGGAGCCAGACGCUCACGCCUCCCCCCCCCCCGCACCCCUGCACGUGCUCUUUAAAAUGGACCGUAUCAUGACUCAAAGGAUACUCGGGAUGGACAGGGAAGCCCUGGCUUGCUUGCAGUGGUUUGGAUCCCUAUAUAUAGCUUGAGCGCUCCGCUGCGUGUACAGGACUUCUAACAUAUGGGAAGCCGCAGCCUAAUGCUGGACACUCCAGGGUAGAUAGAGCCACCCGAAAGGUCUUUGCAGUGAUGCAUAAUAACAUGCGGAAUACAGGUGUCCAUGCCCCUCUUGAGUGGGCUUACAGGGAUACUUGCAGCCGGAAGUAGACAAAAAACACUUGGAACCCUUAGCUGCAGGCGGUGAGAACCCCAGGAGGGUUCGCCUUAGUUGAGCCCCAGCCAUGGCAUCACACCGUACAAUGAUCAGGACCUUGUGGCCAGGGAGAUCUGCAUUGGCAGCAAAGGAGCCCAAAGGCGGAGCCAUGUUGGGAUGAGCAGGAGGCCGGGAUGGACCUGCUGCUCUGCUCCUGGCUCAUGUGGUGUCCUUGGGAACAGAGGAACUCUCGGGGAAUCCCUUGGGAAAAUCAUGUACUAAGCACUCUUGAGCAUAGAAUGGGUUCCUCGUUCUAGUUCCUGCAGCCCUGCUUUGAUCUUCUUCAAGUAUACUCAGCCAUGAUCCGUUCCCUCAUGUGGAAGGCUCUGUCAGUAUCAUUAAUGCAGAAAAACUCUUCUGAUCACAAGAAUUGUUCUGAAAGAGAAGAGGCUAUUAGGUCCAUCUAGCCUGAUUGGUAAUGAGUAAAUUGAUCCAGUGAUCUCAUCCAGCCGUUUCUGGAGAGAAGCCAGUGUACUGGCUAGCUUGUUCCAUACUCCCACAGAAGUGCCCCCUGUCCUAAACUCAGUCUCAGACCACACGUACAAGGGAACAGCAGGAUUCAUGAGAGCUGCCCGCGAACAGCUCCCGAGUUGGAGUGGUGUAUUGAGAGAUCAGCUUUGUGCUUCUUGUGCGAGUUAUGCUUGGGCCCACAGUCCCUAAGCUUGUCUUAAUGAAAAACUCCUUAUGGGGACAGGGAUAGAGGGGUGUCUACAAUCCCAGGAGUUCAGAGAUGUGGUUUUCCAUCAAAUACCCACCCAUCCUGAAGUCUGCUCUGUACCUCCUGGGUGUUUUCAGGCUCCUCUCCUCCAUCUGUGCAUGUCCACAUAAAAGCUCACCAGCCCUCAAGUGCUUUUUCACUCAUUCAGUUUUUUUUUUUAACUUAUUAAUCAGUUGGUUAUGGUGGAAUGAUAGAUGGACUGUAUCUAUACUCACCUAUACUCAAAACAGUAUUUUAGCAUUUGUUUUUUGUUUCCUAUCUUUGGAUUUCUGAUUUAUUUUUCUCCUCCCUUUUCUUUUUGUUUCUGAUUUGCCUCUUCUGUCUCUUUCCCAAAAUCUCCCACCGGCUUUCCUCUCCCUGGGCUGGGAAAUGGGAUGCUGCAUUCUGGCCUCCUGGUGCCAUCCUGUGCCCCUGCCUCCUGUGGACCCUGAUUCGUCCUGCCUCCAUCUCUCUCUCUCCAAACCCUUCAUUCCCCUGCAUUCCCCUGCUCCCCCAUGCCUCAACUUGCGCUCUUGUAAAUUCCUGUUCCCCACUGGAUUCCCUGCACGUUUUCGGUCUCCCCUUGCUUCACAAACCCUGAUCAUCUGAAGUCGAUGGCAUGACUCCUGCCUGAGGGGGCACUGUUGCCAGGGACUUCAUCUCUACUGUCCUGUCAUUUACAAAUAACUCUGUGUGAGGUGUGAUCAGUGCUGCGCACCCAAACCCCAGGGAUGUGGACACCUCAGUGUCUCCUGUCCCCGUCGUCCCCUGUAAACUCGGGGUGACUUUGGACUAGGCUAUAACAUGUCUUAAUAGGUACAGUAUUGUUGUCAUGUGCACCUUUUAAAUCAGCUGUAAAUACGUCUUACACACAGGAGUAUAGAUCAAGAUUCAAUUAAACAUUUGAGUAUGCUUAUUUGAAAGGAAAACCAGAAGACCCUGUGGCCACCUGAGACUCCGAGAUCUUAAGAUCUGACAUCCCCUUUCUGGACCUGAGCUGUCUUAGCCCAAAGCCCAGAAUGCCAGGGUUACUGGCAUUGAAGCCUAGUUCUGAAUGGCAGCGAUGCAGCCUAUACUGUCUGUGACAAGUCUGUCCCGAGAUAGCACAGGGGUAUAGGCAGGAUGCAGUCAAGCAUUAGUGUGAUUAAGAAGGUUUCAUACAGUUGUGCAGGGCAUGCUCGCACGUAGAGAAUUUCCACUGCCGAACGGCGGAGACAGGAAUUCUGUUCCGUUAGACAUCUGUACCUACAGUACACUGAACACUGAUCAGGCCCUCGUACCUCUUGCUCUGUCGUUUGACCAGCUGUGACCUAUCUAACACAAUCUAACCACUGGCUUUCCUUCUGUUUUUCUUCUUAAUAUAGGUUGUAGCUGUCGGUGCAAAACCUGGGUCUGCCUUGCAUGCUUUCAAAUCCUUAACUCUUUAAAAAAAAAAAGAAAAGCACUGCAACAGCUCCGCCUGAGACAGAAGCUGCUUCCACUAAUCCAAAAGCCUGAUCUUCCAUCUGUAACUUUUGGACAUGACAACAAUGGCAUUGUUUUUUUCUUCUUUCUUUGCUGCUUUCUCUCCGCCUUUGGUUUUUUGAGUCACAAGCUCUUUGGGAAGUGUCUAUGCUGACAAUUGUAAUACUGUUCUAAUAACUGACCUACAGUAUAAUAGUUACGGUUUGUUUUUUUGUACUAAAUCCUUUGCUCUGGAUUUCACCUGCUGAGGAGUAAUCAAAAAAAAAA
Molecule: messenger RNA, 5798 nt
Organism: Lepisosteus oculatus (spotted gar)
Lineage: Eukaryota; Metazoa; Chordata; Actinopteri; Semionotiformes; Lepisosteidae
Source: RefSeq, a predicted model, not a curated record